Messenger RNA from Durotheca rogersii, 1074 nucleotides. Its product is annotated as NAD(P)-binding protein. The coding region runs from base 1 to 1074 and encodes 357 amino acids. Lineage: Eukaryota; Fungi; Ascomycota; Sordariomycetes; Xylariales; Xylariaceae. The record is from RefSeq and is a predicted model, not a curated record. The transcript has a single exon.
AUGCCGACGAUCGCCAUAUCGGGCGCCUCGGGCAAGCUGGGGAGCGCGACGCUCGACGCGCUGCUGGGGCGCGGGCUGGCGGGCGCGGGGGACGUGAUCGCGCUGACGUCGGCGGGGCCGGGGACGGCGACGUGGGAGCGGCUGGCGGCGCGCGGCGUGCGGGUGCGCCACGCGAGCUUCGCGGGGGACGCGGCGGCGUUCGCGGCGGCGCUCGCCGGCGCCGACGUCUUCUUCCUCGUGUCGACGCCGCACGUCGCGCUGGACUACGAGCGGCCGACGGCAACAGCGGCGGCAGAAGACGGCGGCGCCGCGGACGCAGACGCGUGGGCCGAGCCGCCCGACGGCGAGGGCCGCGAGGCCCACCACCGCCUCGCCAUCGACGCCGCGGCCCGCGCCGGCGUGCGCCACGUGUAUUACUCGAGCCUGGCGUUCGCGUGGGGCGCCGGCGGCGAGGGCGGGGGCGAAGGACCGGGGAGCGCGAGCCGCGCCGGCGUCAUGCGCGCGCACCUGCGCACGGAGCGGUACCUCGCGGCGGCGGUGGCGGCGGCGGGGCGCGGGGGGCUGCGCCGCGCGACGGCGAUCCGCGAGGGGCUGUACGCGGAGUCGUGGCCGCUGUACCUGGGGUACUUCCAGGUCGGCGCGGACGAGCGCGGGACGGUGCGGCUCGCGGCCGACGGCAGGGCGUGCUGGACGGCGAUCGCGGACCUGGGGCUGGCGACGGCGCUGCUGCUCGCGGCCGACGACGGCGAAGACGGCCGCCUGCGCACCGUCUACCUCGCGACGCGGCCGGCCGCCGCCAAGAGCGUCGCCGACGUCGCCGCCCUCGUGACCGCCGCCCGCGCCGGCCCCCCCGUCCACGUCCAGCUCGUCGGCGCCGCCGAGCACGAGCGCCACUACGUCGAGGACCGCGGCAUGCCCCGCCCCGCCGUCCGCUGGUGGGCCUCCACCUACGCCGCCCUCGCCGCCGGCGAGUGCCUCGUCGACGACCCGACGCUCGAGCGGCUGCUCGCCAGCGUCGGGAGGGUGCCGACCCGGGUCGAGGACGUGGUUGCCCGCAUGGUGGGCGGCGGGUAG